Molecule: messenger RNA, 723 nt
Organism: Chelonoidis abingdonii (Abingdon island giant tortoise)
Lineage: Eukaryota; Metazoa; Chordata; Testudines; Testudinidae
Gene: BTG4
Product: BTG anti-proliferation factor 4
Cellular component (GO): cytoplasm; nucleus
Source: RefSeq, a predicted model, not a curated record
UUACUGGAAUCAAGCUUGUUAUGCAGAGUAAUGAUGGAGUUUGAUAACCUUGGCUUGCCACAGAGGAUCACCCAUGAGGGCUUGAUCCAGUUUGAUGUUGGCUGCAGGUAUGGAGAGAAGAAUCUGCCUUUCACAGUCGUUCACUUUGAAGGUGCUCAGGAGGACCGAGAACUCUCUCAACGCAUCAGCCAUGCUGUUGACAGAGCAACCUCAGAUUCUCAUUCUGGCACCUCCUCAGAUGAGGAGGGUUAUACUAAGAAAGCUAAAGCUAUCCCUACUGUCAGCAACCCUAACAGUGUCUAUCAGUUCAGUGACUACUGCAAGCUGCCUAUUCAGCCAUGGUCUCGGUAUCCGCGGAAGAAGACCUACGCAACCAGUGGACUUCAUCAGGCAAGUGUUUACUAUGCCCAGCACAAGGGCUUCAAAUGCUACUGGCCAAUGGCUGCUUUUUCUGGACCUCGUAUGGACCGAUAUCAUUGGGUGAACACCAACCGAUAGAGCAGUGCCUGCACCACUCUAACCCUGGCUCUUAUGGGUCACUAAAAUACUGGACUCUGUGGUAGGAAGCUUGAUGCUUCCACAAAACCUGUCCAAUCAGAAAAGCACUUAAUUCUGCCUUCUCUUGUCUUAUUUCUCUCUCCCUAGUUUUAUGUACCUGAAAUGUAAAGAUUUUAUUAAACUUUUAAUGUAUUUUUAUAUUGCUCUGAUAAGAGAUACUGAAAA